CCCGCCCCGCUUCGGGCCCCUUUAAAGCGCCCCGGCCGGCGCGUGCCCGCCCCACAGCCGCAACCGCCAUGAAGCGAGACCCGCAGCCCCCGCUCCCCGCCGCCGCCUCCUCCUCCUCCUCCUCUUCAUCCCUCGCCGCCCCGGGGGAGGCGGAGGAGGGCGCGGAGCCGGCGCUGGCGCCGCCGGUGUGGAUCUUCGGGUACGGCUCGCUGGUGUGGAGGCCGGGCUUCGAGUUCACGUCGCGCAAGGUGGGCUUCAUCCGCGGCUACAGCCGCCGCUUCUGGCAGGGAGACACCUUCCACCGCGGCAGCCAGCGGGCGCCCGGGCGGGUGGUGACGCUGCUGGAGGACCGGGGGGCGUGCACGUGGGGGGUCGCCUAUGAAGUCCGCGGGGAACAAAUCGCAGCGUCGCUCCAGUAUCUCAACAUGCGAGAAGCUGUCCUGGGGGGCUACGACACCAAGCUGGUGAAGUUUCACCCGCAGGAGAAAGAUGCAGAGGAACCCAUCCUGGCUCUUGUUUACAUUGCGACACCCCAGAACCCGUCUUACCUUGGCCCAGCGUCUGAAGAAGACAUUGCAGCUCAAAUCAUUGUCUCAAGUGGUUGUGCUGGUCACAACAUUGAGUACCUGCUGAGACUGGCAGACUUUAUGCGCUACUUUUGUCCUCAGGCAGAGGAUAAACAUCUCUUCUCCAUCGAAGAGGCUCUUGUUUCCAUCCUUCCUUGCCUAUACUACACAGAGGAGCCCUUAGACGAAACUGCAAGUGACCCUCAGAAAUCUAAGGGUUGAAACAGAAUUUUUUUGCAGGGUCCUGGUAGAAGGGACAUAAGGGUGAAAGCAAUGGGGACAAUCUUAACUAUGAUAAAAUAUACUGGACUGAGUGAAUAAAGGGAGAAUUAGCAAGUAGUAGGGGAGGGAGGAAGUGGAGUAAGACGUGCUUGCUAUAGGACUUGCAAUGAGUACCUGUUACACUCCUUACCUGUUGCACCACCAUAGCCCUUGCUGCUUCCAAGGUGGGGAGCAGGGAUCUUUGCUGGAACUUUGCUCUGCAAGACUUGCUUCCAGGGGUCAGACCCGAAGCACUGGCUUUCUUUAGAGAAGAAAGAGGCUCAUCUAUUCUGUGCACUUUUUUUUUUUUUUUUUUUUUCUUUGAAGACUAGUUGAGCAGGACUUGACUGGGUUUAAGCAGUAUAUAUGUAAUUCUACCUCAGAUUGGCAAAAACUGUGGUGGUGGGGACUUGGGCAGUUUCUGCCAAAUAAGACCUUUUUUUUCCCCUCCCCCCCCUCCCCCCCCCAUGUCCCACCUCCAGUACAAUGACCUGACACUAAAUUUCAGGACUUCUGUGCAAUAUUAAGUGAACUGGCCUCAGUAGGUUCUUGUAGAUCCUACCUCCCUGUGUUGUGAAGGAUCACAGUAAUGCACUUAUUUUCUAAAAUGUCGUAUUUAUUAUGUGUUGUAUUUCCCCUUAGGAGGGGUAUCUAAACUGCUCACAUGCCACAGUGGUAUGUGGCCCACAUCCAACCUUGCAUUUGUGCCUUCUAGUUUUAAAUCAGUUUUCUGAGGAGCUAAGCCUGCUUUAAUGACAGAAGCUUUUCUCCAAGCUCCACUGACCUUGUGCUGCUAACUCACUCCAUGAGGAAUGGUUCUGCCUGUGUGGGAAGUCUGUGCUGCCUGCGGGCAAGCUGUCUGGAUGCAGCAGCGUUUCAGCUAGCCCUGUACUGGAUAAACCCGGGAUGCUUCACUAUAACGUGGGUUUCUGUAGAAGCAUUCAAGGGUUCUAGUUCCAUACCAGGGUGUCUGUCUGGGACGCUUUUAUCUGACUGCAGAGGACCACGACUGAGCAUACCUGCAAGCCUUCAAGCUGCCGCAAAGCCUGCCUCGGUCGUGUUAAGCAAAGGCACCGCUGCAAGCUCUGACUCUCCAGCUUCACGUAUUAACAGCAUGAAAACCCGCAGUAUUUUGUAAGAAAACUGCUGCUACCGCAACUGCAGCAAAAUAGCUCGAGAGCUGCUGACCCCUGGGACAUUUGACUCCUCCCAAAUACCACGUGGGGAUUUUAUUAUAAAAAAGAUUAGGGACUGUUUGUAUUACUGUGGCUUGUAUGUAUAUGAAGUAGUACUGUGCUGUGCCCAGUAAUAAAACAAACUGACAAAGUUAGUCUUCUGUA
Tyto alba (common barn owl) is the source of this 2167-nucleotide messenger RNA. RefSeq names its product ChaC glutathione specific gamma-glutamylcyclotransferase 1 (gene CHAC1). The coding region runs from base 69 to 788 and encodes 239 amino acids. Lineage: Eukaryota; Metazoa; Chordata; Aves; Strigiformes; Tytonidae. Gene Ontology annotation, biological process: glutathione catabolic process. The record is from RefSeq and is a predicted model, not a curated record. Gene Ontology annotation, molecular function: gamma-glutamylcyclotransferase activity; glutathione specific gamma-glutamylcyclotransferase activity. Gene Ontology annotation, cellular component: cytoplasm. The transcript has 3 exons.